AUGACUGGAGCGCGAGUGACAGCUGUCUGCGCGUUUUGAGGGCCACUCAGUGAAGAGGGAGCAGCUUUCCCUGUGGCGCUCCAGAGGCCUGGAUGCGCACUGUUGCAAGAGGCUAAGAGGCUGACCGAGGGGAAGGGAAGAACUUUUUUACUGUGGAGCUGUUCAUGGAGACCUCCCAAAGGGGUUUCUUCUGAGUUGGGGGGGAGGUGGGGGAGCUGGUUUUCUUGUUGCGUUCAUUGGGACUCUGUUUUUCCUGCAUCCUAGGUGGUGCCCAGUCAUCAUAGACCGAAUCAACAUUCAUAAAAGGAUUUCAAAAGUUUCCUCUAACUUUCCGAAUCCACCCUUCUUGCAGCACUGUCUGUAGAGAAGGCCAUUAGGGCUAGGGGGUCCCAGGGCAGCCGGGCUUCAUUUUUCACUGCUCUGUAAGAAGCCCGCUGAGGCAAAGUUUCUCCCCCGCCCCCCCCCUUACAGUGCACCAUCAUUUCCUCCAUCGUCCCGGAAAAGUAUGAUCGGCUCUACUACCAGGUUUUAAACUUUGCCAUGAUCGUGUCUUCUGCGCUCAUGAUCUGGAAAGGCCUGAUUGUUCUCACGGGCAGCGAGAGUCCCAUCGUGGUGGUACUCAGUGGCAGUAUGGAGCCGGCCUUCCACAGAGGAGAUCUGCUGUUCCUCACGAAUUUCCGGGAGGACCCCAUCAGAGCUGGUGAAAUAGUUGUUUUUAAGGUUGAAGGAAGAGACAUUCCGAUAGUUCACAGAGUAAUCAAGGUUCAUGAAAAAGAUAAUGGUGACAUCAAGUUUCUGACUAAAGGAGAUAAUAAUGAAGUCGAUGAUAGAGGCUUGUACAAAGAAGGCCAGAACUGGCUGGAGAAGAAGGACGUGGUAGGAAGAGCUCGAGGGUUCUUACCUUAUGUUGGCAUGGUCACCAUCAUAAUGAAUGACUAUCCAAAAUUCAAGUAUGCUCUUUUGGCUGUGAUGGGUGCAUAUGUGUUACUAAAACGUGAAUCCUAACAUGAGAAGCAGUUCCUGGGACCAGACCGAAAUGAGUUCUGUUGAAAAAGAGAAAAGCUAAUAUAUUUGAAAUGUUCCACUUUCUGUAUAAAGAGAAACCAGGUGGGGAUGUUUUUGUCUUAUCUAAAUAAAUGAUUCACCAGUAAA
This is a messenger RNA of Mus musculus (house mouse), 1152 nucleotides long. It is a transcript of the gene Sec11c, whose product is annotated as SEC11 homolog C, signal peptidase complex subunit. The record is from RefSeq and is a predicted model, not a curated record. Bases 541 to 1005 code for a protein of 154 amino acids. Gene Ontology annotation, cellular component: membrane; endoplasmic reticulum membrane; signal peptidase complex. Gene Ontology annotation, molecular function: serine-type endopeptidase activity; signal peptidase activity; peptidase activity. Gene Ontology annotation, biological process: protein maturation; protein processing. NCBI's taxonomy places the organism in Eukaryota, Metazoa, Chordata, Mammalia, Rodentia, Muridae. The transcript is spliced from 6 exons.